Messenger RNA from Meloidogyne enterolobii, 5250 nucleotides. The record is from the annotation of a GenBank genome assembly. Lineage: Eukaryota; Metazoa; Nematoda; Chromadorea; Rhabditida; Meloidogynidae.
AUGAUUAUUAUUUUUUGUCAUUUUAUAUUAUUUUUUAGAUAUCCCAGCACUUUAUUGGCAUGGUUUCUUCGUCGAUUUUUAAAUUGUUACUUCGCUAAAAUAAAUGGAAUUGGAUGGUUUUGUUUUGGUCAAAUUAAAUUUCUCUUCCAUAACGGGCUUUGCCUUGAAUUGGAAAAUUUACGAAUUGAUAAAAUUUUUGUUUGGCGUUCAUGGAAAUGGCCAAAAUUAAAUUUGCAUGUUUUUGUGAAAAGUUUUCGAGUUGGUGAAUUGAAAAAUGGAAAAAUUGAGAUGGAUGGUUGUAUGCGAAAUUUUGAUUUUAAUGAGUCAAUUGAAUACAAGGGAAAUUUUGAAUUACUUGAUAUAACCUUCAACCGUUCUAAAGGUGAUUUUAUUCUUCUUAUAAAGUUUGGAAGUUCUGUCGAUUUUACUUGGUCUCCUGUUCUACACUUAAAAUUAAAUGAUUUAAUCAAAGCCUUUUAUUCCAAACUUUCAAAAUUUUCUAAUUUAUUUAAAUCGCUUUCUUCCGCUUACAAUGCAGAACCUUCUACCUCUUCAAAUUUACUUUUUGAUGUCCAAACUGAACAUUCAUUUGAAUUGGCCUUUCGUCUACCACAAAAUCAUUUGAUACGUUUAAUAUCGCCUUCAUUUUCUUUUGAACGGACAGCUCCUUGUUUCGCUAAAUUUGCUGCUCCAAAUUUAUUAGUAGAAAUGGAUGGGCAUAUAAUUAUGGAUUUUGAGGUGACUAUGCCUGGUUUUAACGAUUUUUAUUGUACAUACAAGGGAAUCUUGUACAUUCGAGCGAAUCUUUAUGAUAAAUUUUUUUUUAAUUUUCAGUCACCAAAAUUGGAAUGUGUAAAAGAAGAUAUUUUUCUAAAAUUACUUCGAAGUGGAUUCUCUCAAUUAGAAUUAGAAACAAAUCGUUUAUGGUCUUGGAGUGCAGAACAAUUGCAAAUUGUUUUUCCAUAUGGUUAUAAUUUUGCUGAUUCAUUUGACGAUCUAAUUAAUUGUAUCAAAUGGAUUAAACUAGUUCAUAAUAUAAAGAGUCGCCCAUUCACAAAAGAAUCUCCAUUGCCUGCUGAUGUUAGAAUUAGAUUUAAGAUUGUUACUCUUCGCAUCGAGGAUGAUCCAUUUGAAAUUCAACUUCAAAAUAUUUAUGAAGUCCAAAUGGAUGAAGUUUUUGAACGAGAACGAAGGAAGCAAAUUUUAGAUGCAAAAAUUGCUCAACUUAAGAAGGAGGAUCCUUUCUUUCCAAGUAAUAAAAUUGAUGCAUUAUAUCAAUCUCUAAUAAAGAAAGAUGGUCAGCUUUACAUGGAAAGAAUUCAAAAAGUUCGACAACAACAGCUAGACCGGUGUCUUUUUCACUGGGAAAUUAAUGAAUUAGAAUUGCGAGCUUUUGCUGAUCUGUCUUUGCAUGGAAGAGAAAAUGUUCUUGAUUAUAUUCAUAUUUUUAAUUCUGAAUCUAAUUUCUCUAUCAAUGAUCCUCAAUUUUCCACACUUUGGGCUCGUGUUGUCGAGCUAGAAGCAGUCCAAAGUCGAAUGAAUUUUCGUGAUUAUCCUCUUCCUUAUAUGAAUUUACAAAAAGCCCAUUUUUGGGGAACUUUGGUUGGAGCUGAACAAAUUAUGGAAAGCAGAUCAAUUCGUCACCAAUUUAUUGAUACUCCAGAGCCUUGGGGAAGAUUUAUUAUUGAACGAAGCAUGUGCCCACUCAAAUUUUUUUAUGAUCUUAAAUGCGAAAUUUCUGACUUAAAAGUUACUUAUGGCCCUUGUUGGGAGCCUUGUCUUUCAAUGAUUAGUCUUUGUUGGAGUCUUAUAAAUGCGCCUUCUAAAGAUCCUUCAGAACCUCUUCCUUUUUGGGACAAACUAAGACUACUUUUACAUGGACGUUUUGCUAUGUCCUGUACUCGGCUACAAACAUCUAUGCUUGCUUCUACUGAUCCUUAUAAUGAUACUGAAUUGGUGGAAAUUGUUUGGGAGGAUUUUGAAUUUGAUUGGCUAACUGGUGAAUUCAAUAUUCGAUCUGAUGUUGAUGCGUAUAUUCGAACAGCCAGUAAAUAUGACGACAGAAGACUUUUGCAUCUCCCCCGCCUAAUUUGCGCUAUAAGUUUAGAUUGGAUUUGUCUUGGUGAUCAACAUGACCACCAUUCAGUACAGCCUUGUGCUCCUGAUAAAUUGCCAGAAUAUUCUAUUAAUAUUGGUCAUGAUUCUUAUCGAGCUUUUCGUUCUUCUUGUGUUGAUGUAAAUAUUCGUUUUGAAAUUAGUGAGUGCGAUGAGAAUAACAUCAAACGACAGUUCCCACAGAUUCAACUGUAUGCCAAUACCUUCAAAUGCCUUGAUUUUCUCAUUAAAACACUUAUGACUGUAAACAGACCAGUCAAACGAGGACCUAUUUUUUCAACUCAAACAACAAAACGUUAUCAAUUAAGUAGACAUUUUAGUUCAACUUUGCAAAGAUUUUCAAUCUCUUAUUGGAUGUCUUUCUCUUCCUCACACGGGUUCCGAGUGAUAAGUGAUAAUCUUAAAUUUACAUUAUCUGCUCAAUUACAAGUACAUCAACAUCAUUCUAAUGAUCGCAUUUCUAGACGAUCAAGAAUUGAUUGGAAAAUAUCUCAUGUGACUGCUCAUCUCGAAAAUACCCAAAUUCAUUUAUAUAAGGUUAAACCAAAUGAUGAAGAUUUACUUCGUGAUGAGCAUAUUCCAACAGAUAGCAGUAAUUCUUCAUUCUUUGUUGGCCUUUCCCGUCUUACUUAUAUACGUGAAGCAAGGCAGAGUAAGAAAAAUUCUUUUCAAUAUGGAACUGAAUAUUCCUCAAAUCCAAAUAGUGAUGAAUCUAGUCAAUCUACCUGUUUGGGAACAGCAGUACAUCGUUUGACAAUUACUGAUUUGAAGGCAUCCUGGACAAUUGACAACCGUGAUAUUUGUUUAGUUAUUGCUGAAGGGGUACAGAAAGCACAUAUGUUGCGAAAAAUUCUGACAAAUGAAGCAUUGAAAAUGUUUAAUUUUGGAGAUGAAGCAACCACAAGCACUAAUUCGUCAAAUAUCCCAGGAAUAAGUCGCUUGAAUUCCAACAGUACAUCAUCACAACGAACUACUCGAAAUCCAUCUGUCAAGAGAGGAAUUGCUGUCAAUUCUGGAAGCCCGCGUCAUGAAAAUGGAGAUGCUGGAAGCUUGUUUGACGAUCGUGAAAUGCUUUGGAGAUUAGUAGAUGAAGCAGAAACUAAUUUGGUUGCUUAUAGCGAAGAGAUUGCACAAAAUCCAACUGAUUCACUCAAUGGUGUUGGUAUAUGUACAAUGGAAGAUGUUAUCUUAAUAAACUGGCAAAUUGAUCUAUUAAACAGUCAAUUGGUUUUAAAAAGUUCAGAAAAGGUUGGUGGCUUUAUGCUGGUGACGGCAGCACGAGCGUCUGUUUCGCAAAGGUUACAUGUGCCUGUUUGGAGAAGGAAGCAAUUACUAUUGAAGAAAUCUUGGAUUACAACACUUUCAGGGAUGCAGUAUUUUGCACCUUUAUUUAUUGCCCAAGACGAUUGCAGCCUUAAACCAACAGAAUUCCGUUGGCUUAAUCGUGAUAUAAUUGAAGAGAAACAGAUGCCGACUGAUCAGCAACAAAGCAAAGUAGAAGAUUUUUCAACAACUGGUGAGGCUGUUGGUGGUGUUGUAGUAGAUAAUAGCACAAUUUCUAUUGAUUCAUCUUCCUCUAUUCAAUUACAAAGAGUUGCUUCAAGAUGCAGCUGCCAGCUUUUCUUUUGUUGUUUCUCUGAUAUGCUUGGCACUGAAGAAUUGGAAGAUUUGGAAAUAACAAUUCCAGCGGCUAAUACAACAAAAGAGCGAGGCAGUUUGGGUGUGCGACAUUGUGAGGAGGUUGACACAUUCACAUUAAAGCACAAUAUUUUGGAAAUGUGUAUUGAUAUCCUACAAAAUCUAAUCAUGUUCAUCGAUCCUCGAAAAACUCAAUCGGAAGAAAAUAGGAGACGAAUGUGGUUUGAGUUGCUCAAAAGACCAAAGCAAAGUGUUCGUGUCUCAAUUCAAAAAAUGCAGAGUGAUCUUCGUGAACUUGUUUCUUUAGUACGUGCUUUGGAACGACAAGCAUUUUUUCUAAAUAAGGAGAUGCAAUUGAAUCCUAUGGAUCCAAAACUUGAAUUAGAAAAUAACCAAUUACAAACAGACAUUGAUGAAUACAAACAACGACAAAAUUUGCUUAUUGAUGAGCUUGUCAUGAUGAUAAGUUGUUAUAAAGAGAAAGAAGUUGAGGAACGAGCACAAAAAUUUAUAACUCAAUUACGUGUUGGUAGUGAAGAAGUAUAUGGAGAUGAUGAACAAAAGCCAUUCAUUUCUAGACUGUUUGAAGUUUGCUUCGAAAAUUGCAUAUGGCGAUUAACAGAGAAUGAUGGUCAAAUUUCACUUUCCGAAGUUCAAAUUAGAAAUUUUCUUUAUACAAGAACAGCGCGUAUUGAUAAUUCUGGUGAUCAUUUGUUGGAGAUUGGUGUUGUUAAAGUAUUGAAUUUAUUACCCAACAGCAAAUACAAGGAGACUUUAGCUCGUCUACAAACUACAACUAGUGUUGAUGUAACACCAGCUAUGCGUGUUAUUUGUCGAGAAUUGCCUGCCGUUGGUGGAAUUAGUAUUAAAGAGCAUUUUGAAGUUAAUAUUGCCCCAAUGCAUGCUCAAAUUACUUAUCGUUUUUUCGAAAAAAUGAUGCAAUAUUUCUUUCCUGGACGUAAUAUUGAGAAGGAAGAUCAACAAAAUUUGGAUACUUCUGAUGACCAACAGCAACAUAAUCAACAGCCACUUUCCUUCGCUCAACGUAUUCGUGGUGCUGUUAAUCACUCAUUUAGAAGUACAAAAACUAAAGCUGCACAAUAUGCUGCAAUUCGAGAUGAAAUUGAUAAAAUGAAGGAACGCUCAGAGAAAAACAAUAUGUUCGUUUACAUAAUCAUCCCAGCUGUUCCCUUUCUUGUUUCGUAUAAGGGAAAUAAAGAGAAAAAUCUGGAGGAUGUAGAUCGCUUCAAUUUGACCUUCCCAAAUUGUGAAUAUCACGACAAGAAUUGGACAUGGUUAGAUUUAGCAUUAGCAAUUAAACAAAGAUGUAAACGGGUCCUUCUCCAACAAUUUAUUAAUCAAAAAUUUUUACGAAAUUCUCGGCAAGCUGGAAUUGAGAGAUUUCUGGCUGAACCUAUUGAUGAUGAGGAGAAGAAACGAAUUAUCCUUGGAAAUACUGCAAGCAUGUUAAUGGAAAAGAAGAAGCGAAAGAAAUGA